AUCCCCUAUGAAUAAUUCCCACUCAUUAUCUUUGUUGCUUAAAGCUUUCCCUCUUCCCUUAUCCUCUCUCUCUCUCUCUCUCUUUCUCUCUCCAACACAUACAUCAAAUAUAAUGAACCAACCACAAUAUAGCUUAGAGAGAGAAGCUAAACGCAACUAAGGAAAUAAUUUCAUUCUCCAGAGAGGGAGAGAGAGUGAGAGAGCCCACAAGAAUUUAAUAAGGUUUUGUCGCUGUUUCUAUCUUUAAAAUAAAAAAUAUAAAAAAAAUAUUGAGAGAGAAAAGAGAAAGAGAAAUAGAAAGGUUUUUCAGUAGUGUAUGUUUAGAUAGAUUUAUAUAUCUAUUAUUCAGUCACGCAUGUGAUCAUGGAACGAGGAGGUGAUGAUCAUCUCCACCACCACCACCAUAAUCGCCGGCCAACUUUUCCGUUCCAAUUGCUUGAGAAGAAAGAAGACGAAGCAUGCUCCAGCAGCUCUUCCUCCGCCACCGCCAUCGUCCCUUAUCCUUCUCUCGCAAUCUCUUCCUCCCUGGAUACCAGCGCAAACCCUAACGCCGCUGCAGCUCGAUCCACCUCCGCCUCCGCCGCCGUCUCCGACUCCGCUGCUUUGGCGGAGCCGUCGAAGAAGCCGCCGCCGAAGCGGACGUCGACGAAGGACCGGCACACGAAGGUGGACGGGCGGGGGCGGCGCAUCCGCAUGCCGGCGCUCUGCGCCGCCAGGGUUUUCCAGCUCACCCGCGAGCUCGGCCACAAGUCCGACGGGGAGACCAUCGAGUGGCUGCUCCAGCAGGCCGAGCCGGCUGUGAUAGCCGCCACCGGGACCGGCACGAUUCCCGCCAAUUUCACGUCGCUUAAUAUUUCCUUGCGGAGCUCCGGGUCGAGCAUGUCCGUGCCGUCUCAGCUACGAUCUCAGUAUUUCAACCCUAACUUCUCGCUCUCGCAGCGGCGGAGCCUCUUCCCGGCCGGAAUCGGGUUGUCGCCGGCGGACAGCUCCGCCACCACGCUGCUGAAUUUCCAGGGGGCGAAUAUCAAUAUCAAUAACCCUAGUAUGCAGCUCUCGGCUGCCGCCGCCGCCGCCAAGCCGGAGCUGCGCGACAAUUCGAUCGAUUUGACGGAGCCGACGACGGCGGAGGAAGAGAGCAUAAGCCGGAAGCGGCGGUCGGAGCAAGAUUUACAACACCAAAUGGGGAGUUAUCUCCUGCAGUCCAGUGCAGGGACGAUGCCGGCGAGCCACGCUUCCGUGCCGGCCAAUUUCUGGAUGGUAACCAAUUCAACAAACCCCGUCAUGGGCGGGGCCGCCGGCGAUCCAAUAUGGACGUUUCCGUCCGUUAGUAACAACGCCGCCGCUGCCGCCGCGGCGUUGUAUAGAGGCACGAUGUCCAGUGGGUUGCAUUUUAUGAAUUUUCCCACGCCGGUGGCGCUGCUGCCUAGUCAGCAACUCGGCACCAAUAUUGGCGGCGGUGGCGGCGGAAAUGGGAUGGGAGAAGGGCAGUUAGGCAUGUUCGCCGGGCUAAACCCGUAUCAUCGCUCCGGCGGCGGCGGCGGAGUAUCUGAAUCUCAGGCCAGUGGCUCUCAUUCACACCACGGCGGGGAUGAUCGGCACGACACCACAAGUUAACAUUCACCGAGUCAUGAGACGAUAUUCAUCGGAAUUCAUGAAGCAAUUCAUCAAUCCCUCCACUUAUGUUGUGUAGUUUGGAUGUUUAAACACACACGUGAGGUUUGAUUAAUUAUUUUCUCUCAAAUUUCUGUUUCUUUUUGUUUCUUUUUCUUUUCUUUUCUUUCUUUCUUUCUUUCUUGCUUAAUUCCCUCUGAUUUUUAUUCUUUUUUUUUCCCCUUAAUUUUCUUGUGUGAUUAGUAUGCCUGCCGGUUUUAAGGUUUGGAGAAGGCAAGAGACUGAAUAUCAUUUGAUUUUUCCAUUUAAUUUACACAAAUUAAUAUAUGGUUUGUGGAGUUAAUUCUUUAGCA
Molecule: messenger RNA, 1964 nt
Organism: Ipomoea nil (Japanese morning glory)
Lineage: Eukaryota; Viridiplantae; Streptophyta; Magnoliopsida; Solanales; Convolvulaceae
Product: transcription factor TCP14
Exons: 1
Coding region: 364-1614 (416 amino acids)
Cellular component (GO): nucleus
Molecular function (GO): DNA-binding transcription factor activity; sequence-specific DNA binding
Source: RefSeq, a predicted model, not a curated record